This is a messenger RNA of Cylindrotheca closterium, 597 nucleotides long. Lineage: Eukaryota; Bacillariophyta; Bacillariophyceae; Bacillariales; Bacillariaceae. The record is from the annotation of a GenBank genome assembly.
AUGAGAUCGUUUGUCAUCUUUCGUCUCUCUUUUCUGGCGAUCCUACUACCCGUCGCCACUUGCUUUCUUCCCUCUUACGCCCAAGAAACUACCUGCAGCACUUCCUUGCUAUCUAGCACUUCUUCCUCUUCCGUCGACAUGAGCAUGAAAUGGUUUCAACACGAACUCACCAUCACCGCGCCUUCCCGUGGUUGCCACUUGAUUACGGCCGAUGUCCAAAAGGCAAUUUCCAAGGAUCUUGGUCAAAUCAAGAUUGGAAUGUGCAAUCUUUUUAUUCAACACACAUCGGCUAGUUUGACAGUCAACGAAAAUGCGGAUCCCGAUGUCCGUCGGGACAUGGAAGUGGCUCUGAACAAGAUUGUUCCAGCCUCUUGGAAUCACGAUGGAACCUUUAAGCAUACCAUGGAAGGCGAUGAUGAUAUGCCAGGCCAUGUCAAAACAUCCUUGAUGGGGCCCAGUUUGAAUCUUCCCAUUCGAAACGGACGUCUCGCGUUGGGAACAUGGCAAGGAAUUUACUUGAACGAGCACCGAGAUCAAGGUGGUUGGGGCGGUGGUCACUCCCGCAACAUUAUUGUGACUUUACAAGGGCAAGGAUGA